AUGACGGACGGCUUCCAGGUCAGCCCGAUCUUCGGGCAAGGCGUUGGAUAUGGCAUGGUAAUUGGACUGGGGGCUGCUUUCGCUGUUGGAAUGUCGUUUGUUUCUUGGGCCCUGAGUCGAUAUUUGGACGAGGUUCAAGAUUCAGAAAUGUUCAUGACCGCCAAACACUCUGUUAAGACAGGUCUGACUGCCUCUGCCGUUGUCUCUUCGUGGACAAUCGCUGCGACGCUCUUGACAUCAACCACUGAGGGUUAUUCUUACGGCAUAUCUGGGCCUUUUUGGUACGCUGCAGGGGCAACUGUGCAAAUCCUCCUUUUCUCUGUGGCCGCCAUCGAGCUUAAGCGGAGAGCACCGAAUGCGCAGACAUUUCUUCAGGUCGCAAAAGUGCGAUAUGGAGCUCCAACGCACAUACUGUUCUGUUGCUAUUCUCAGUUCUAUCAGAUUAUCACUGCGGUCAACCUCUUAGUUGGAGGUUCUGCCGUCUUUUCGAGUUUGACGGGAGUACACACCGUUGUUAUCUACGUUAUCAUGCUUAUGUCUAUCUUCGUCGUCUACACCACCUCUGAUAUUAUCGGUUCUACAGACCGGAUGUGGGACUUGCUCCAAGAAGCCGGAAGACUACAUCCAGUCCCUGGUAAUGCUGAAGGAACAUAUUUGACAAUGCGCAGCGAGAGUGGUGGUUAUAUUGGCCUUAUCUUCGUUGGGACAGGCUUCGCAGCAGCCGUAGACUCGCAGCUUUUCCAAAAGGCAAUCGCGUCAGACCCGAAGAGUACCUCAAUGGGCUACAUCCUGGGUGGAACCUCCUGGUUCACGAUACCAUUCGUCCUGGCGACCACUUAUGGUCUGGCCGCUGCUGCUACCGAGCAUCUGCCUGUCUUUCCAACUUUCCCGAAUCGCAUGACAGAGUACGAAGUUUCGUCCGGUAUGGCGAUGCCAUACGCAGCUAUUGCCAUAAUGGGAAAAGGCGGUGCUGCAGCAAUUCUUUUGAUGGUUUUUAUGGCCGUGACCUCUGCCAUGUCCUCUGAGACCGUCGCGACAACUGCACUUCUGACGUAUAACGUAUACAAAGCAUACAUCAACCCGAAAGCAACAGGGAGACAGAUGAUGAACUUUUCUAACUGGAUCGUCCCCCUCUUCGCUGUUGUAUCAUCCGCCAUUGCUGUUGGCAUGAAUCAUGCCGGCUUCUCUGUCGGCUUCCUCAUCACUGCUAUUGGAAUCGUGGUGGACUCAGCCAUUGUCCCGAUGGCAUGUACUAUCAUGUGGAAGAAGCAGUCGACCGCAGCAGUUAUGCUAGCCCCUAUUAUAUCUUCCAUAGCAGGUAUCAUUGCGUGGCUGCUGACUGCACUGCAUGAGUACGGAACGAUCAACAUCACCACACUCCAGGGGAAUCUUCCGCUCGUCGCCGGCAACAUGAUGUCCCUUACAGGACCCAUUCUCCUCACCCCAGUGAUUACUUAUAUCAGGCCCGAAAAUUUCGACUGGGAGAUAUACAAGCAGAUCAAGCCACCCCAGGACGAGCAAGAGACGCAAACCUCUUUGGCAGCACAAGAGCGAACACCUAGCGAGAUGGAAUCCACGAACGACGCUGAUACGAUAGGCCAUGCACACGAUGAAAAGGGCCUGCUGCGAUCUCGAAAUAUAGCAAUUGGAGUCAGUAUCUUCUUGACUCUUUCGUAUCUGAUCCUGUGGCCCAUCCCCAUGUACGGAACCAGCUACGUCUUCUCUAAAGGCUUCUUCAAGGGCUGGAUCGUCGUUGUCUUUCUAUGGGCCUUCUUUGCCGCGACUACCAUCACCGUUCUGCCGAUCUGGGAGGGUCGAGGCGCGAUCAAGAAGUUAUUUGCCUUUGUCUUCCAUGGUCAGAAGACCGUCCAGGAAGUGGCUCCCAUCACAGUUGGUAUUGAAGUCACCGACAAAGAAGCCAGAGAAUCGACAAUGGAGAAGCAGGGAGAGAUAUUACAAUCUCGAGAAGAGAAGUUUAUCGGUUGA
Molecule: messenger RNA, 1986 nt
Organism: Paecilomyces variotii
Lineage: Eukaryota; Fungi; Ascomycota; Eurotiomycetes; Eurotiales; Thermoascaceae
Product: putative sodium/proline symporter
Exons: 8
Coding region: 1-1986 (661 amino acids)
Biological process (GO): urea transmembrane transport
Cellular component (GO): plasma membrane
Molecular function (GO): urea transmembrane transporter activity
Source: RefSeq, a predicted model, not a curated record